This is a messenger RNA of Candidula unifasciata, 2067 nucleotides long. NCBI's taxonomy places the organism in Eukaryota, Metazoa, Mollusca, Gastropoda, Stylommatophora, Geomitridae. The record is from the annotation of a GenBank genome assembly.
AUGGCCGAGAACUCCGGCUUUGCUCACUCGGAUGGUUCUACUGCGUUCACUUCGGCUGUAGCUUGUGCAUUACAGGCAAAUAACCCACUACUGUGCACUGGGGGGGGGGGGGGGGCUCAGGUCAAUGGCACAACAGCCACCACAUCCCACACUUCACUAGGAGCAGCCCUGAGAGCCAGCACAGAUAUUCAAGGAACAUUCAUCAGCCGCUCCAGCAGAGUGGCUACAAUUAACUGCCAGUUCGGCAUGCAACCAGGUCUGAGCAUGCAGCCCCAGAAGCCUGGUCCACAUCCUGGCAUGGGAAUGGUCACCACUGAGGAGCAUCGAGUGCCUGACAAGAUGGUCGGACUCAUUAUCGGAAAAGGUGGUGAGCAGAUCAUGCGGUUGCAGGCAGAGACGGGCUGCAAGGUUCAGAUUGCUCCUGACAGCGGUGGUUUGCCAGACCGACCUUGCACCCUAACAGGAAGUCCCAUGGCAAUUAUGAGUUGUAAGCAGGCCAUCAAUCAGAUCAUUGAGCGAGGCCAGGGCCUGCCACAGAUGGGCGGCAUGGAUGCCAUGGGGGAAGGGAGCACGCUGGUGGAGAUCAACAUCCCAGGCACCAAGGUUGGCCUCAUCAUUGGCAAGGGUGGCGAGACCAUCAGACAGUUGCAGGAGAGGGCAGGAGUCAAGAUGGUGAUGAUACAAGACAGCAACGCUCCCUCGGCCCACGACAAGCCCCUGCACAUCACGGGUGAGCCGGCAAAAUGCCAGCGGGCCAAGGAGUUGGUCUUGGAGCUUCUGGCGGAGAAAGAUGGCAUGCCCAGGUCCAACUCUGGUGGCUACAACGACUUUGGCUCCUCAAUGGGCUCUAUGGGACACGGAGGUGGUUCCAGUGGCAUGGAUAUAGCGGUGCCUCGUCAAGGUGUCGGCCUGGUUAUUGGCAAGGGAGGUGAUAUGAUCAAGAAGAUUCAGACGGACACUGGAGCCAAGGUUCAGUUUAAGCCAGAUGAUGGCCAGAGCCAGGACAGACUGUGCUCAGUGACUGGGUCUCCGGACAAAGUGCAGUCGGCCAUCAGCCUCAUCCAGGAUCUGCUGGCUAAAGCUAACAUCAUGGGGGGACAACCUGUUCAGAAUUUUGGUGGCUCCCUGGGGCCUGGGAACGACAUGGGCCGUAUUGGUCCAGGCAACGGGCCCUUCUCUCCCCCAGGCCGUGGGGGAAUGGGUGGCAGGUUUGAGCAGAACUUCCAGGACCAUACAACGUUUGUGGUUCCUGCAGACAAGUGUGGCCUUGUCAUAGGCAAAGGUGGUGAGACUAUACGAGAGAUUAACCGUCAGUCUGGAGCCCACGUAGAGCUGGACCGUAACCCACCUCCAAACAUCAAUGAGAAGCUGUUCAACAUCCGAGGCAACCCUGCUCAAAUCCAGCAUGCUAUUCAGCUGAUCCAGGAGAAGACUGGCCAGCAAGGAGGACAUAAUGAUUCCUUGCGUAUGACUCAUGGGCCUGGAGGUGGACCAGGUGGUAUGAUGGGUGGUCCAGGUGGACCCAACGGACCUCCUGGUGGGCCAGGGCGUCUUGGUGGACCCGGCGGACCCGGACCCCAGGGACCAGGCUAUGACCAGUUUGGUGGGCAGUUUGGACAGCCAAACCAGCCUGUGCAACAGCAGCAGCAGCAACAGCAACAAUAUGGUGGUGCCCCUCAAGCCUGGAAUGCUUACGGCAAUCAGUACCCUCAACAGCAGAACAUACCCAAUAAACAGCCAAACGAUGCCGCUAACGCAGCAGCUUGGGCUGCCUACUACUAUGCCACUUAUGGCCAGGGCCAGCCAGCACAGCAGCAUGCAGCCCCGCAACAGCCAGCGGCACCGCAGCAGCAACAGCAGCAGACUGCUCAGAGCACCUACCCCCAGCCAAGCAAUUCUGAUGUGUAUGAAUCUGUAGCCAUCAACCCUCAAACCGGCCAGCCGGACUACAGCCAGGCUUGGAUUGAGUACUACAGGUCACAGGGCAUGUUUCAUGAGGCCCAGAUGGUCAUGCAACAGGUGCAGUCUCAGGGUGCCGGUCAGGCCGGCCAGCCUGGUCAACCAUGA